AUGAGCUACGCGCACGACGAAGAGAGUGGCGCCGGCCGUGCUGGCCGCCAUAUGAGUGUCUCCGUCUAUGCCAACAAUAUGGGAGCACCAACCUACGACACGACCAGACGAAGAUCUUCUAUUGUCCCCGCUGCAGCUGUCGCAGCACAACAAGAUGAGACAGUCUUCAAUCAGAAGGAUGAAACCCUUCGCAAGAUGUCUGUCGCAGUCCCCAAUUUGGCCGAGCUCUCUGCCGAUGCCAAAGCUGCCGCAGAUUUGGAACAUAGGAUGGGCUUUCGUGAGGGUUGCCGCCUGUAUCCCAAAGCCAUCAUGUUCUCCUUCUGUCUUUCUCUCGCCGUCAUCAUGGAGGGGUACGACACCUACCUCCUCGGCAACUUCUUCGGGUUGACCACGUUUGCUCGCAAGUAUGGGUCGCCCGCAGGGAUUGUCAACGGCGUCCAGAGUUACCAGGUCUCUGCGACAUGGCAGUCUGCGCUCAGCAAUGGCACGGCCGCUGCUCAGAUUAUCGGACUGUUUCUCAACGGCAUCAUCUCCGAGCGUAUCGGAUACCGCUGGACCAUGAUUGGCGCUCUGGCCUUUAUUUGUGGAUGCAUCUUCAUCACCUUCUUCGCUGUUGAUGUGAAGAUGUUGCUCGCUGGUUACGUCUUGUCGGGUCUCCCAUGGGGGGUCUUCCAAACCCUUACUACCACAUAUGCCGCCGAAGUGACCCCAGUCCCAUUGAGACCAUACCUGACGACCUACGUCAACCUCUGCUGGGUCAUUGGUCAGCUUCUCGCUGCUGGUAUUUUGAAAGGCUUCGUGAACCAGACCGACCAGUGGGCAUACAGAGUGCCAUACGCAAUUCAGUGGAUAUGGCCGAUCCCAAUUGCUACAGCUGCGUUCCUUGCGCCAGAGAGUCCAUGGUGGCUUGUUCGCCAUGGCAAAUUGGACCAAGCUCGCGCUGCGCUGCUGAAGCUGACGUCCAAAAAGAACACCGAGUUCAACGUUGAAGACACGUUGGCCAUGAUGAUCCACACCAAUGAGCUUGAAAUCCAGCAGACUGCGGGCACUAACUACUGGGACUGCUUCAAGGGCGUUGACCUGCGCCGGACUGAAGUUACCUGUAUCACGUGGUUGAUUCAACAGACGUCAGGUUCUCCCAUGAUCGGCUGGGGUACCUAUUUCAUGAUCCAAGCCGGCUUGAGCGAAAGCAAUGCGUACUCCCUCGGUGUUGGCCAGAGUGCAAUGGGUUUCAUGGGGACGGUGCUCUCCUGGUUCUUGAUGCCGCACUUCGGUCGUCGCACCUUGUAUCUCGCCGGUCAAUUGGCCAUGUUCAUCAUCCUGAUGAUCAUUGGUGGCCUGGGGGUUCCAAACCUAUCCACCUCGAUUGGAUGGGCUUCUGGUGCCUUGAUUCUUAUUCUCACCUUCGUCUACGACUUUACUGUUGGGCCUGUCUGCUACUCACUGGUGGCUGAGCUUCCAUCCACUCGGCUCCGAAUCAAGACUGUCGUUUUGUCCCGGAACGUCUACAACAUCAUGGGUAUCGUGGUUGGCACUCUUCAACCUCGCAUGAUGAAUCCAACAGCCUGGGACUGGCGUGGAAAGACUUGUUUCUUCUGGGGCGGUCUCAACUUGCUAGGCUUGAUCUGGACCUAUUUCCGUCUUCCAGAGCCAAAGGGUCUCACUUAUGCCGAACUUGAUGUCUUGUUUGAGAACAAAGUGUCCGCGCGCAAAUUCAAGCAAGUCAAAGUCGACCCAUAUCGCUCGGACAAUUUGGUCAUUGUUCCCGACGAGUUUGGCGACUAUGAUGUGGUCGAGAAGAAGGGUUUCUAA
Messenger RNA from Fonsecaea multimorphosa CBS 102226, 1812 nucleotides. RefSeq lists its product as uncharacterized. Gene Ontology annotation, molecular function: carbohydrate:proton symporter activity. Gene Ontology annotation, biological process: carbohydrate transport; transmembrane transport. The transcript has 3 exons. The record is from RefSeq and is a predicted model, not a curated record. Gene Ontology annotation, cellular component: membrane. Lineage: Eukaryota; Fungi; Ascomycota; Eurotiomycetes; Chaetothyriales; Herpotrichiellaceae. Bases 1 to 1812 code for a protein of 603 amino acids.